GAUUAAUCGAUUCAUCGUAAUUUUUUCAAUAUAAGUUCCUGUGACAAAUAAGCGUGUAAUAAUUUCGGUCCGUUUGCUCCCCGCCCGUCGUUCCGGCUUGGCUCUUGUGCUCGAGUCCUGAACCCCUCCGUUCAGCUGAAUUUAGCUACCUGCAAUGGUGUCCAAGAACCAAUUCCAUCAGAACCGGACCAUGCAGUCGCAGCAGCAUCCGCCGCAAAUGCAGCAACAGUUUCAGCAACAGCAGCAGCAGCAAAAUCCGUAUUCACAGCACCGCAACAGUCAGAGCAACAAUAAUAUUAGUAGCAACCAUAACCCCCGGGCAGCUGCGGCUCCCUACAAGAAACCCUGUAGGUCCUCCGGACCAGGAGGCAACGGGAACGGAAAUGGAAAUGGACAUGGGAAUGGUAACACUGCCAACGGCAACAGUAACAACCAGAUGAUGUUCUCCUCCAGCCAAAUGCCCAGCGAUCCCCUGUAUAUUGACUUUAACAGCCCGGCACCGGGAAGCAAACCAAACCAGGUGGACAGUCUCAAGAAGAAGCCUAUGAAGGGCAUCAAACAGCAGCAGCAUCCCAGUCCAAACCAACAGCAGCAGUGCAAGAUGAACAACCAGAACAGCAAGCAUAUGAACCAGCAGCAGCCCUUCAACCGCCAGGUGAACGGAGGCGAUUGGCAGCGCUUUCCGGGCAAUAAUCCCAACCAGAUUCGCGGUGGCUUUAAUGGUUUCCAGCGCGGUCCCCCUCCGAACCGUCCUCCCCCACGCCACAUGAUGGGUCCGCCAAUGGGUCCGAUGGGACCCGGACCACGAGGUCCCGGACCGAUGGGCCCUGGAGGACCUUACCCGCAGAUGCCUUUCCAACCACCGAUGCCCGGUAUGCGCGGUCCCGGGCCCAUGGGCAUGGGUGGACCACCGCCGCCGCCACCACCGCAUUUUAUGCGGCGCAACGGACCCGGUCCAGGUCCCAUGAUGGGUGGCCCACCGCCCAUGCAUAUGAUGGGUCCACGGAUGCCGCCGCGGGGUAUGCCACCGGGCGGACCUUUUGGACCAAUGAACAUGAAUGGCGGCCGGAUCAUGAAGCCCAAUCCCAAGCUUAUCAAGCAGGUGGUGAAGGGGAAGAGCAGCAUAAAGACACUGAAGAACCUGAUCAAUCAGUAUCCCAUCGACAAGCCCUGGGUGACGGAGGAGAUACGCAGCGAGCACGACAAGAAGGUGGAUAUCGAGAACAGAUUGAAGGGCCACAAAGACGACGAGCUCUUUGCCCAGUACAAAGGCCAGCGAGACAAGUUCGUUGGUCUCUACGAGGCGGCGCGGGAGGAGUAUCUCAAGCAGGAGGCAGCCAGUGUUAAGGCCAAGGAUGCCAAGUCAGACAAAGACAAAAACGCAAUUUCAAAUCAGAGCGCCGCCCCUAAGGCCGGAAGCGCUAAAGAUGCAACAAUUCCAAAUCCCUAGGCAGCCAAUGCAACCGAAAACCGAAUACCGAAACAAUUGAAUCAAUCGAAUCGAACCGAACCGAAUCCAGAACAGGUCGGUCGACUCGCAGAACUAAAUGUAAACUUAAACGUAAACGUAAACGUAAAACGAAAGAGCAAUUCAAAACUAAAACUAAAACUAUACCUAAAGCUAAAACUAAAACUAAAACUAAAAGUAGCAGCGAGCAACAGCGAGUCUGA
Messenger RNA from Drosophila santomea, 1671 nucleotides. RefSeq names its product DNA-binding protein K10 (gene fs(1)K10). The record is from RefSeq and is a predicted model, not a curated record. The coding region runs from base 155 to 1450 and encodes 431 amino acids. NCBI's taxonomy places the organism in Eukaryota, Metazoa, Arthropoda, Insecta, Diptera, Drosophilidae. The transcript is spliced from 2 exons.